Molecule: messenger RNA, 474 nt
Organism: Nicotiana tabacum (common tobacco)
Lineage: Eukaryota; Viridiplantae; Streptophyta; Magnoliopsida; Solanales; Solanaceae
Source: RefSeq, a predicted model, not a curated record
AUGGUUGGUCAGUGCACCAUAAACGUCGUUAGUGCCUAUGAGCCUCAUAUGGGCCUCGAUGAGGAGGUUAAACGAUGCUUUUGGGAGGGGUUGGAUGAGAUUAUACAUCAGGUACCACCUAAUGAGAAGUUAUUCAUAGGAGGGGAUUUCAAUGGUCAUAUUGGGUCGAAUGCAGGUGUGUAUGACGAAGUGCAUGGAGGCUUCGGUUUUGGGGAGAGGAACGAAGGAGGAACCUCGUUACUGGACUUCGCUAAGUCUUUUGGGUUGGUGGUUGCUAACUCUUGCUUUUCGAAGAGGGAGGGGCAUUUGGUUACUUUUCAAAAUGCGGUGGCGAAGACUCAAAUUGACUAUCUCCUACUCAGGAGGCGUGACAGAGGCUUGUGCAAGGACUGCAAGGUGAUUCCAGAUAGACUGUGCCUACUACAUAAAAGAGCUGUGUCUGCUAAGAAAGAUUUUGGAGGCAGAAAAGACUAA